Zerene cesonia (dogface butterfly) is the source of this 3232-nucleotide messenger RNA. It is a transcript of the gene mtgo, whose product is annotated as fibronectin type-III domain-containing protein 3a-like. Lineage: Eukaryota; Metazoa; Arthropoda; Insecta; Lepidoptera; Pieridae. Gene Ontology annotation, molecular function: protein binding. The record is from RefSeq and is a predicted model, not a curated record. The transcript is spliced from 8 exons. Bases 419 to 3232 code for a protein of 937 amino acids.
GUAUAUUCCUGUGUCUCAGUCAGUCCGCUCCGCGGCGUCCGUUUCGUUGACGGUGUAUUGCGCUUCCUCACUCACUUAUUGCAAGUAUCCGACCUCUGGAUCCGACCGUUUUGUGACAUUCGACAACCCCGCCCCGUGCUUUUUCCCGAGUGGCAUUUCGAUUAGUGCGAAGAGUGCAUUUACUGUGCACGAUCAGCGACCGAAUCGGCGACUCCUCCCGCCUUUAUUUAUGUUGUCGUUGUGGUGUGGUGAAUAUUUGUGCUGUACGGACGAUAACCGGAUUAUCUGUGCGCUCGAGUUUGUGGAUAUUAUAAACGAUCUGCGGCUUUUCCGCGAAGAUUGACGGACGUGUGGCACGUGUGCCGGCGCCACGGAUGCGUCGCGGGCGGCGGCGUGCAAUGAGCUGCUAGAGGAAGCGAUGGUGGGCGUGGGCGUGGCGGAGGGGGGCGGGGGUGCGGGCGGCGCUCCCGACGGCGGCUACUACGGCGAGUACUACCCGCCUGAACCUUACUAUGUCCCGCCGGAGAUGUGUCCGCACCCGCAACAGCAUCCGCAGCAUACGCACAUGUGCACCAUGCACGCUGAUUAUAGUGGCAUGCCGGUGGUGACCUCAGCUGCUAUGAUGCCGCAACUGAUGCCACCAGUCCUCGAUGAAGGGAUGCGACACUACUUGGUGGCGCACCCGCACGCGCAACACCCUCACCACGGCCAUCACCAGCCUCACCACCAGCCAGCCCACCAUCAACCACCGCCUCACCACCAGCCACCACACCCAUAUGGUCCAGCGAAUGGUGCAGGCGGCCCUCAACAUUUCUACGGGCCAGGUUACACAGCUCAUUUCCACCAUGUGCCACCUCACCACAUGCAGCAUUCACCACCUCCCCCUAUUUACCCAAAAGAUGAAAGAACUCAACGCCAAUACACAAAGUUAAAACAAAAAUUAGAGAGGAAGCAGAAUAGUAGGAAUAAUGGGACAGAAAUAAGCUCUGGGGCGAGCACACCAUCGCUGUCUCCUCGCAAAGAACUGAAUGGUCGCGGUGGUGGAAGUGGUGGUGCAUCAUCGGGAACAUGGUCAGAAGGGGAAGGAUCCUCGGCGGGUGCUUCGGUGCAAGGAGAUGAUGAAAAUGAUACCCAAGCAUUACUUGAUCUAUUGUCUGCCACAAGAACCCCACAAGUCAGUGACAUGACACCUACAAGUGCUCUUGUACAAUGGAACUCGCCGAUUCCCGAAGGAGUCACAUUACCAAAUGUGGAGCUAACAUAUGAUUUACUGCUGGGUGAUCGGGGACGUUACAAAGCUAUAUACAGUGGACCCUCAUUGUCAUGCAGGGUAAGGGAUCUUAGGCCAGGAUGUGAAUACUCAGUGUGCCUGCAAAUUCGUGCAGGGGAGCUGAUAGGUGCAGCGAGCGAAGCGGCGACGUUCCGCGCUCCCCCCGCGCCCCCCGACCGCCUGCCCCCCGCGCGCGUCACGCAGCGCCAGCGGACGUCGCUCCUGCUACGCUGGCCGUCUAUUGCUGAUAAUGGCGCACGCAUCACCCACUAUAUACUCGAAAUGGACUCAGGGGAAGGAUUCGUCGAGUUGACCAGGCCGCGCACGCGACAGCACACCGUUAACAAUCUCCGGCCCCAGACGCGAUACCGCUUCCGCAUCGCCGCAGUCAAUGAAUGUGGACGUGGAGAGUGGAGCGAAGACACUGUGGUGUGGACUGCAGGCUCCCCACCGCCCGCGCCGGCCCCUCCCACGCUCGCCGACUCCACCUCCACCUCUCUCAAACUUAGUUGGGACCGUCGCUCCGAUGAAGAAUUCACCCUUCAGAUGGACGACGCCGCGCGUGGUCACGGUUUCCUUCCUGUGUACAGUGGCCCAGAUUGCACUUACCUUUGUGAGGGUCUCCGCAAAGCCACUGAUUAUCGAUUUCGUCUCCGCUGCGAGACCACCGACGGUCAGGGCCCGUGGUCAAUAGAGGUGACCUAUCGAACGCUGCCAGAGAAACCCGGCCCUCCCGGACGACCUACCGUUCGUGGAAAGGUACACUCUCGUGCUAUUCGUCUUAAAUGGGAACCGCCUAGUGAUGAUGGAGGAUCUAGCAUAGAAUCUUACACGCUGGAGUUGGACAGCGGAGAGGGGUACAGGUGCGCCUACCAAGGCCCCGAGAGAGAAGCGCAUUGUGAUAGACUGUUACCGGGAACGUCGUACCGCGCCAGAGUGCGUUGCGUUAAUGUGGCAGGAGAGAGUGACUGGUCGGUCACUGAAACUGUUUCAACGGAAGCGACUACACCGGGAGCGAGUAACGCACCAGAAUUGGUCGCUGAACCGCGUGCCACUCUCGCCUCAAUUAGUUGGCGACCCCCAGAGUGCACGGGGGGCGCUCCCAUCAUUGAAUACCGCGUCGAACUCGCGGGAGACGAUGGCGUGGUGCGGCUCGCACACACCGGGCCGCAGUGCGACUGCACGGUGCGGGAGUUAAUUCCAGGAUGCCAAUAUAGACUGUGGGUGACGGCGUGCAAUAUGGUCGGCGCGGGGCCGCCUUCUGCGGCGCUACGCUUUGCGACUAGGGCCGCGCCCCCAGACGCGCCUGAGCCGCCCUCCGCCACUAUAGAGAGCGCUAGGUCCGUCCGCCUCGAAUGGAAUUCCCCCGCCUCUAACGGGGCUCCCAUCAUCGACUAUCACGUCGAAAUAAGCGGGAUCAACGUUGACGACUCGUACGCCCACGUUUAUCACGGAACCGAGACGACCUGCAUAGUCGAAAAAUUGACACCGUUUACGCCGUAUUUCUUCAGAGUAUGCGCCACCAAUUCCGCCGGUCGCGGCCCGUGGUCCACCAUCAGAGACGUCCUGAUGCCGCGUGCUCCUCCAGCCCCUCCCACCGGCCUCCGUCACGAAUCGACCGCCGACUCCUUGCAUCUAUUCUGGCGAAUCCCGGCCUCGCACGGCGCGGAAGUGCUGUCCUAUCGCGUGAAAGUCGGAGAAGAGGCGUUCGACACGGAGGGGCCCACGCCCGAGCAGCUCGUCGAGGGGCUCGAGCCGGAUACCGUGUACGGCGUGCGCGUCGCGGCGCUCAACGAGCUGGGGCUGGGCGAGUGGUCGGAGGAGGCGCGCGCGGCCACGCGGCCGCGGCCGCCCGCGCCGCCGCGGCUGCGCUGCGCACAGGCCGCGCACAACUACCUGCGCCUCGAGUGGACCGUCUCGGGAUCGAUGUGCGACGACAGAGAAUUAGGACGUCUCGCUUAG